Molecule: messenger RNA, 626 nt
Organism: Mauremys reevesii (Reeves's turtle)
Lineage: Eukaryota; Metazoa; Chordata; Testudines; Geoemydidae
Product: maestro heat-like repeat-containing protein family member 2B
Exons: 5
Coding region: 64-588 (174 amino acids)
Cellular component (GO): cytoplasm
Source: RefSeq, a predicted model, not a curated record
GCCACGUCUCGUCAGUGGGUGGUUGACUGUAUCAGCUGCCUUCUCAGUAUACAAGGCCAGCCCAUGAACCUGGGGUCAGCGGAGGAGGAGCUGAGAUGUCUCCGUGACGAACUAACAACAGCUCCAGACCCUGAGGCUUUGUUUCAGGCAUCUUCCAAAAUGGCCAGGGUUGUUAGUGAGUACUUUUCCCCAGAACAGGCCACAGACUUUAUUGAGGCCACAGUGGAAGGUAUGCUGUCUGCCAGCCCCACCUGUGCCAUGGCAGCUGGACUGUGGAUAAAGAUCAUCCUAAAGGAGUGUGGAGAUGCCAUGCUGGGCCAGGUGCCAGCUAUCCUGAAUAUAAUAUAUAGCCACGUGCCUACUAUCCAGGAGGGCAGCUUGAGGCAAUUCCUGCUGGAGGCAGUGUCUAUUCUAGCUCACCAUCACCUAGAGGCAGUGCUCUCCAGCCUCCUAAGAAAACGUCUGCCAAUGGACAGGCAACAUGUGCCAUCUCUGAGGUGGUGUCAGCACUGCAGUCAAGCGAAGCUGUGCGGGAGCUGCUCCCAGAGCUGUUUCCUAUUCUCCUGCAGCAGGUCAGCCGAACCUUAGGACAAAAGAUGCCUUUGCCAGUGAGAAGCAGCCAGAGG